Messenger RNA from Lathyrus oleraceus (garden pea), 2646 nucleotides. Its product is annotated as condensin-2 complex subunit H2. The coding region runs from base 330 to 2375 and encodes 681 amino acids. Gene Ontology annotation, biological process: mitotic sister chromatid separation; meiotic chromosome condensation. The transcript has 11 exons. The record is from RefSeq and is a predicted model, not a curated record. Gene Ontology annotation, molecular function: chromatin binding. Lineage: Eukaryota; Viridiplantae; Streptophyta; Magnoliopsida; Fabales; Fabaceae. Gene Ontology annotation, cellular component: nucleus; condensin complex.
UUUAGCCCAAACUCACUUUUGAUUGAGGAGCGGGAAAAACAUAUCCAAAACAUUUCGAAUACUACUCUCUUUGUUUCUCUCUCUUCUCUCUCUCUCUCUCUCUCUCUCUCUCUCUCUCUCUGUUUGCCAUAGCUACCGCUUCUCUCUGCACUUCACACACACAAGCUACUAACUUGUCACCACCCCAUUCUGCGUUUCUUGUGGAAUUUCAAAACCCUAUCUUUAACUCUUUGACUGAACUUUGAAACCCUAGAUUUCCCCCCUUUUCUUAGGGUGUCGAUUUUUCGAUGAAAUUACUAUGAUUUGCGUAGCAAUUUUGUUGUUUGAAGAUGACUAAAGAUACAUCGGAACCGAGUGGAGGGGCAUUCCACGCGGUUCAUGCGGAGCGGGACUUACAAUCCAAUUGGGAAGUUGACCUAGCCAAGAAACUCGAGGAGUAUCUGAUAAAAAUAUGCUCCGGUGAAAUCACUGGCGAAGAAGACGGAAACAUUCAUGUCAAUUUUGCUGAAGCUGCUCUACUGCUUCAGGGUUCAAUACAGGUGUAUAGUCGAAAGGUUGAAUAUCUCUACAACUUGGUAUUGCGUGCUUUGGAGUUCCUUUCUCAGAAAAGACAGCCAGAUCAGGUAGAAGGAGAAUCCGUCCAACCUGAUGAUGAAGCUGGUCCCUCUGCUUCUGCUGCUGCUGUUGCUGAUGAAGAAAAUGAUCAAUUCUGGGGAUUAGAUAACAUCCCAGUUGAAGAAAAGAAUUCACUGGACAGUUCAACAGGUAAAGAAGUGAAUUUGGAUCUCUUCAUUAAACCCCCUGCAAAUCUAGUUGUUCUUGAAGGUGACUGCUUGGAUACUGGUGGUGAUGGAGGGGAAUUGGAGUCUUAUCUGCUGUCCACCACUGACUUGUACCAGGAUUUUAUUUUAUUGGACACGUCUGAUGCUGUUGCCGUUAAUGAGUAUAUUAAGGUGGGAAAGGCUGGUACGGCAUAUAAUGGUACUAAUAGAGCUACCUCAACUCGUAAAGGCUUUCUUUCUCCUAGACGUUCUGGUGGAAGUGCUCAUAAAUCAGCUGCGAAGAGUCAGCGUGCUAAUACCGUGUUAUCUCCUAAAAAUAUUAGUUUUGAAGACAAAGAAGCUCGGGUCAGUCCUCCGGCCUCCGCCGGUUUUGGUAACACUGACUUUGGACCUAAUAUGGAUGAUGGGUUUGAUGCACCAAGGGAUGCAGACAAUUCUGAUGAAGAUGAUGAAGAUCCAUGGAAGCCGUUGAAUCCUCAUGAAACAGGAAACUUGAGAGUAAAGCCCUUUCGAAAAGUGAAAACUUCAAGAAAAACUAGAAUCAAUGUGAAACAUCGAGUAUCUAUGAGCACAUUAUUUCCACCUGCCAAAUUGCAUGGUCCUAUCAGUCCAGAGCUCACGGAAAUGUGGGAGAUGAGACAAUGUGCCCAACAGCGACAAAAGGAUUCUCAAUCUACUCUACCAUUAUAUGAGAAGCUGAGACAAUCUCUUACUACUGACGGAAAUGAAACUGGUCUACCAUAUCUUAACACUGAAGAUGACAUUGAUGAUAACGAAAACGAAUUUGAUAACGGAUUUCCCGAUUUUGAUAUUCCUGGCAAUGACUUCAUGGAUGAAGACCAACACCCUUUCAAUAAAGAGCAUGGAGUUCAUGCCAAUGCUGAUGAAGCUGUAGAUCCUGAAUUUCCAGAUUCUCAGACAAGUUUGGAAGAUCUUUGCCGCUCUCAUCUGAAUGCUCUCCUAGCUAACAUAGCUGAAUCUGAGAAGCAAACAGAAAUGGCUGCAAGAGUUUCAACAUGGAAGCAAAGAAUUGAGCAAAAUUUAGAAGAACAGGAUUCACACCCACCGUUUGAGUUCCGAGACUACGGUGAAAGACUUCUUGACAAACUAUCCCUUGAAGAAAGUAGUGACAAUGUCUUACCCUUUUCUGAUUUGGUCAAGGGACAAGAAAAAUAUGACAUCUCCCGAAGUUUCUCUUCACUCCUUCAAUUGGUGAACAAUGGAGAAGUCGAACUACAAAGACAUGAUGUUCCUGGGGAAUCGCUUUGUUACACAGGUGUUAAUCCUUUUCAUGUUAAGCUCCUAAAGCAUGACAAGAAAAAGGAGGUUGGGAAGCAGUUUGGUAUAUCCAAAAAGCGAGUAAAGUCUCCAACAAAAAAUCCACCUACAAAAGAUGAGAGGAAGAAAAUAAUUAGAAGAGAAAAGUCUCCAAUCAGUUCAUCUUCGAGGAAACAUGGACGAACAGAGUUAGCAUCACCUACAAAUUGUAAGUUUUCUGUAAACCUUGGAAAAGUGAGUGCUAUGAAAUUCUCACCUGAAUCCAAGAGACGGCGUAGAUCUGUUGAGCCAGUUAACCUACAUUCAGCAGGGUGACACUGACAGUAACACCAGCUUAUUCCACUCAGCCCGGAAUGGUUUAAUUUAAGACAUUUGCUGGAUGUCUUUACCCUUACCCCGUAGUUAUGUCUGUGUAGUCACUAGUCCUAGUUGUCACUAAAUAGUAUUCUCUGUUUUUGUCUGUAAUAUUAUUGCAAUUGCCUAAAAGUAGUAAUUUAUUGAUGUAAUGAUAUCACCAUGUAACACCACAUUCUUAACACUCUUUCUGUUUCAUAAUAAUUAAUGUUUAAAAAGAGUUUUGAUUUUA